UCUAAUAAUGCCCUGGCCCCUCCCUGUUCACGGGUAAUGAGCUGUCAUUAGAAUGGGUGGGCCCGGGUCAAGCCGCUCCUGCAGACUGCCAAUCGGAUACGAUUCCAAACCAGGCAGUGGUGCGCCCUGCCAGCCCUGCAGUCGAUCAGGGGGAAGCGCAACGAUUCCUCAUCAAUUGCGUUUGGGCAUCGGCAAGAUAAUGCUCCGACAAUCCAUCCAAGCUUCUCUCGUCCUGCAAGGCUAAUCCCUUCUUUUUCCCAUUCCAAGUACCGGCGCAUUACGAGAAGCUGCCCGUGCCUUGUCUGCUCGCGUCACUUGCGCACACCAUCACCUCCGCUGGGUGAGCAUUGGCAGCGAUGGCAUGGCGACCAUGGGAGAAGUUCAAGGCCGACCAUCCCGCCACGGCGGACUGCAUGGUCGAAUCAUGGGCCGCCGUUCGGCCAUAUCUGCCUCCGGUCAACUUCAUCACAGUUCACUACGCCUACUUCAUACUGACCGGGCUCAUCUUUGCCGGCAUUUUUCACGGACUGUCACACCCGGCCAACAGCGUCAGCUUCAUCGAUAGUCUUUUCCUCGUCAUCUCCGCCUUUACUACAUCCGGACUCAACACGGUCGAUAUCAGCAAACUCAGUACCGCCCAGCAGGCUAUUAUAGCCUUGAUGAUGAUUCUUGGCAGUCCCGUCUUCGUCUCCAUCUUCACCAUCUGGCUCCGCGCCCGCGUCUUUGAGAAGCGCUUCGAGGACAUCGUCGAGGCCGAACGAAACAGGAGGAUCAAGAAGACUGGCACCAUAGUUGGCAUGGCUGGAGCCAUGAUUGGUCUUCCUGUCAUGUCGUCCUUUAAGGGGUCUAAGCGGAAGCAAAAGAAGGGUAGACACGAGCGGCAAGCCGAGGCAGACGCCUUCCAGCUCACGGGGUCUACAUCGCGCGAGAAGGGCCACGACCGGAGCCAAAGCCAGACCACCGAUCAAGAGUCUGCACCCUCCGGCAUGCUGGAGUCCAUCGAGGAGGGCCGGAAGCUCGGCGUCUCCACCAGCUCCACCGAGCCGCUCUCGCCCAAGUCGAAUGCCACCACCAGGCGGAGGCCUUUCAGUCGUGAUGACGGCCGCCAGCACAUCUCAGAAAGCUUCGAUUUCAAAACAUUCAUCCACGAGAACAAGAAGUCAGUCGGCAGGAACGGCCAGUUCUUCGACCUCACGGAGGAACAACGUGAGUACUUGGGUGGCGUCGAAUACCGGGCGCUUAAGAUUCUCUUUACCAUUGUCUGCGUCUACUUCGCCCUCUGGCAGCUCCUCGGGGCCAUCACGCUCGGCGCCUGGUCAUACGGGCACAGCCAGAGUAUAACGGCCGUCAAUUCUCAAAACUCCUGGUGGGCUGGCAUCUUUCUCGCCAUCUCUUCAUUCAAUAACGCCGGAAUGACGCUCCUCGACGCAGGCGUGGCAGCCUUUGACAACGAUGCCUUCGUCUUGACCAUUGUAACCAUCCUUUCCCUGGCUGGAAAUGCUGCGUUCCCUGCGUUCCUCAGAGCAACCGUCUAUUUCUGCAGCUUGGUUUUGAAGAUAUCUGUUGAUGACGACGAGUACACUGUCUGGAAGGAAGCUUUCGAUUUCAUCCUGAAGUACCCCCGUCGUCUGUACAUGAUGAUGUUCCCUGCCAAGGCCAAUUUUGUUUUUGUCACCAUGUUCUCAACCAUCACGAUUAUGGACUGGGUCUUGUUGUUGGUUCUUAGCAUCGGCAACUCUGCUAUUGAGGCAUACCCGGUUGGAAAGCGUGUCGGGCUGGCCGUCUUUCAGGCGCUGAGCAUCCCUUCCACAGGUUUUGCGGUUGUUCCUGUGUCAAGCCUCUAUUUUGACGUUCUGGUCCUGUGGGUCAUCGCAAUGUACAUUUCCGCAUAUCCGGAGAUUAUCGUCAUGCGAAACUCAAAUGUGUACGAAGAACGGUCACUAGGAAUUUACGCUACGGAACCUGAAAAAUCCGAGGACCUUGACUCAACUGCCAACGAGUCGACAGAUGAGCUCCUGCCAACCUUUGGGCCCCUCCUAUCUGAACCGACGUUUGGCCAUGCCCUUGGCACAGAGCGAACAGCAGUUUCCGCAUCAGGCCUGUCACAAGCAAAGUCGGGCAUUUCCACCAAGCCCGUCAAGAAACUAGCCGCCAUCGGCCGGCGUGGCACCUCCUUCGUGGGCAGGCAGAUCCAGAGCAGGAUGAACAACUUCCAGGGCGUGGGUGUGACGGCGAGGCCGCGGCUGAAGCGGUCUGCUGCCAUCAACUUUGACAACCCGAACGCGCCGCCGGGCUCCGCCUCUACGCCCGAGGGCCACGUGAGCCUCGUGUCGCAGCACCUCCGAGGGCAAUUGUCGCACGAUAUCUGGGCCAUCGCCUUCGCGCUAUUCUUAAUCACACUGAUCGAGACGUCCCAUUCGAUCGCGGACCCGCGCUCCUACAGUGUCUUCAACUUCUUGUUCGAAAUCGUGUCGGGAUACACCAACAUCGGGCUGUCCAUAGGCCUGCCGGACCACUCGUUUAGCUUCGCCGGCGGCUGGUACACGGGCUCAAAGCUGGUCAUGAUCAUGAUGAUGAUCCGUGGCAGGCACAGGGGCCUCCCGGUCGCGCUGGACCAUGCCGUCAAGCUGCCUGGAUGGGACAAUGUUAAGAAGCAGAAUGAGGACGCUGAGAUCAGACGGAGUUUGGGCAAGAGCCGAACUAGUUUAGAGAUACGGAAUUUUUGA
Colletotrichum destructivum is the source of this 2726-nucleotide messenger RNA. RefSeq names its product Putative cation transporter. The transcript is spliced from 3 exons. Gene Ontology annotation, biological process: intracellular potassium ion homeostasis; potassium ion import across plasma membrane. The coding region runs from base 357 to 2726 and encodes 789 amino acids. Gene Ontology annotation, cellular component: plasma membrane. Lineage: Eukaryota; Fungi; Ascomycota; Sordariomycetes; Glomerellales; Glomerellaceae. The record is from RefSeq and is a predicted model, not a curated record. Gene Ontology annotation, molecular function: high-affinity potassium ion transmembrane transporter activity.